AUGGGAGUUUUCAAUUUGGUAUCAUUAGCGUUAUUCGCUAUAGGAUCUUUUGCUGUACACGAACCGAAGUCAACAAAGGAGAUAUUUAGUGUUGGAGGAAAGAAAUGGGUAGUUUUGGUAGCUGGUUCAGAUGGAUGGAGCAAUUACAGACAUCAGGCGGACAUAUGUCAUGCAUACCAAAUAGUUAAAGAAAACGGAAUACCAGCAGAAAACAUCAUAACAAUGAUGGUGGAUGACAUUGCGUACAAUUCAAGGAAUCCAACGCCAGGAAAAAUCAUUAACAAGCCCAACGGCAAUGACGUUUACCAAGGAGUUAAAAUCGACUACAAAGGAGAAGAUGUGAACAAAUCAAAUUUCCUGAAAAUUAUCACUGGUGACCAAGCAGGCAUGCGAUCCAUUGGAUCUGGCAGAGUUGUUCUAGGAGGUCCGCUCGAUAGAAUUUUCAUUAAUUUUGUCGAUCACGGUACGACUGGAAUAUUAGGUUUCCCGGAUGAUUAUUUGUAUGCUGAUGAACUAAACGAUGCGUUUAAAACUAUGAAUGAAAAUGGAUCUUAUAACAAGAUAUUGUUGUACAUUGAAGCGUGUAAAGCUGGAUCUAUGUUUGAUGGAAUACUUAGUGAAGACACAAACAUUUUUGCAGUAACCGCGUCUGGACCUAGAGAAAGUUCAUACGGUUGCUACUGCAAAUCUGAAUCUGGGCCGUACAAGACCUGUCUUGGAGAUCUGUUCAGUGUCAAGUGGAUGGAAGAUUUAGAAAUGCCAAGGUCCAAACAGUCUGCAAGAAAACGAACCGUUUUCAACGACUUCAUGGUAGCCAGAGUGAACGUCACCAAAAGUAAUGUCAUGAUUUACGGAGAUUUGGAGACGGGAAGCGAAAAACUAUCCUCGUUUAUCGGUUAUACUGGAAAUGGAGCUGACUCACCGAAUGUGCAACAGUCUAACGAUUUAAACAUAAAAAACACAGCAUCCAGUCGAGAUGUGCAUGAAAGCAACGUACAAUAUGAAUUGGCCUAUGAUAAGUUGUCACUUCCAGAAACGCUCAAAUUGUCAGCGGAAUUACGUCAAAAUAACAAGAUGAGAUCUGUCAUAGACUCUGUACUUCGGAACAUUUACUCGGAGGUCGUGAAGGCGAGACCGGACGUCAAGAGCGAAAUCGGUGACUACGACGAACCCAACUACAUCAAACUGAAUUUAGCCAUGUUCCCGUGUUACAGAAACAUUUUGAAUCAAAUCACCGAGAGCUGCUUUUCUUUACCAAGGAAUCCCUACGUGUUGGAUCACUUAACGAUUUUCGCUAACCUGUGUGUCGUCGACAAUAAAAUCCACCAGAUGGUCAGCAGUAUUGUCACUAAAUCAUGUUCAAAUAUACCAGCAAACAUAAUAAACGUACAAUAA
Macrosiphum euphorbiae (potato aphid) is the source of this 1395-nucleotide messenger RNA. The record is from the annotation of a GenBank genome assembly. Lineage: Eukaryota; Metazoa; Arthropoda; Insecta; Hemiptera; Aphididae.